Molecule: messenger RNA, 2076 nt
Organism: Silurus meridionalis
Lineage: Eukaryota; Metazoa; Chordata; Actinopteri; Siluriformes; Siluridae
Gene: pdia3
Product: protein disulfide isomerase family A, member 3
Exons: 13
Coding region: 193-1680 (495 amino acids)
Biological process (GO): response to endoplasmic reticulum stress; protein folding
Cellular component (GO): cell surface; endoplasmic reticulum
Molecular function (GO): protein disulfide isomerase activity
Source: RefSeq, a predicted model, not a curated record
GUCCAAUAGUGAUGUGCCACACUCUGGUUACUUUGACGAGCUCCAGGGUUUGUGCAGUUCGUGCCGCUUACUGAGUUUCUUUCUCUUCGGCACACGGCUUCACCGGGCUCGACCUCGGAUCCGGAUAAAUCAGCAGCUAGAGCUCAUCGAUUAGGUUCCGUUUGGAGGCAGACGUUCAGACGCUUGUCCACCAUGUUGCCGUUGUUCCUUGUCUCCCUCGUGGCCGUAGUGGCGCGGGCCAGUGAUGUCCUCGAGUUCACCGAUGAUGAUUUCGAGAGCAGGAUUGGAGACCACGACAUGAUCCUGGUUGAGUUUUUCGCCCCCUGGUGUGGUCACUGUAAGAGGCUUGCUCCUGAGUAUGAGGCAGCUGCAACUCGCCUGAAAGGCAUUGUCUCACUUGCCAAGGUGGACUGUACAGCCAACUCCAAUGUGUGCAGCAAGUAUGGAGUGAGUGGCUAUCCAACUCUAAAGAUUUUCCGAGGUGGAGAGGAGUCUGGGGCUUACGAUGGCCCAAGAACUGCAGAUGGGAUUGUGAGCCACCUUAAGAAGCAGGCAGGUCCAGCCUCUGUAGAGCUCAAAUCUCAAGAGGAAUUUGAGAAAUUCAUUGGAGACCGUGACCCCAGUGUUGUGGGAUUCUUUGCUAGUGCUGGAAGUGCUGCACAGGGCGAGUUCCUGAAAUCAGCCAGUGCUCUAAGAGAAUCGUACCGCUUCGCUCACACAAAUGUGGAAACACUUCUGAAAAAGCACAACAUCGAGGCAGAGGGUGUCAUCCUGUUCCGGCCACCUCUCCUCGCUAACAAAUUCGAAGAAAGCAGUGUUCAAUUCAGUGAGGAGAAAUUCACUAAUGCCAAGCUCAAGAAGUUCAUUCAAGACAAUGUUUUUGGAAUAUGCCCUCACAUGACUGAUGACAACAAAGAUCAGCUGAAAGGCAAAGACCUGUUGGUGGCCUAUUAUGAAGUGGACUAUGAGAAAAACCCUAAAGGUUCCAACUACUGGAGGAACAGGGUCAUGAAGGUGGCCAAGAGUUUCCUGGAUCAGGGAAUGAAGCUAAACUUUGCAGUGGCAAACAAGAACCUCUUCAGCCAUGAUGUGUCAGAGCUUGGUCUGGACUCCAGCAGUGGAGAGCUGCCAGUCGUUGGCAUUCGUACUGCCAAGGGUGAUAAAUACGUCAUGCAAGAGGAGUUUACCCGUGAUGGGAAAGCCUUGGAGAAAUUCCUUCAGGAUUACUUUGAUGGAAAUCUGAAGCGUUACUUGAAAUCUGAGCCCAUUCCUGAAAGCAAUGAUGGCCCAGUCAAAGUUCUUGUGGCUGAGAACUUUGAGUCCAUUGUGAACGAUGACAGCAAGGAUGUUCUUAUUGAGUUCUAUGCACCCUGGUGUGGCCACUGCAAGAGCCUUGAACCUAAAUACAAAGAACUUGGUGAGAAGCUCUCCGAUGAUCCCAACAUAGUCAUUGCCAAGAUGGAUGCCACAGCUAAUGAUGUACCUUCCCCAUAUGAUGUCAGAGGAUUCCCCACAAUCUAUUUCUCACCAGCUGGGCAGAAACAGAGUCCAAAGAGAUACGAGGGAGGUCGUGAAGUCAGCGAUUUCAUUUCAUACCUGAAGAAGGAGGCAUCUAACCCACUAGUGGUAAAGGAGGAUGAGGAGAAGAAGAAAACAAAGAAGAAGAAGUCAGAGUUAUAAGUUACAAUCUGACAGGAACCUCGUAGGGGAGCUAAAUUAUAUUCCAACUUUAGUGAACAACUGAAUGCUCUGACAUGUCGGCUCUCUUUUGGGCCAGCUGCUCUGGGGACACUGUGGAAAGUUGUCAUGACCAGGCCUUUGUAUGAUUUUUAAAUAAAGUUCAGACAGGUACAGUGUGGUCAAAUUGAGAUUUAAUUCGCUUUCCCCCAUGCUGUACCUCCAACAGAUGCACUUUGGUUUUGAGACCAAGUUCGAUCACAUUUUCUUUCUCAUUGAAAAGGGCAAGAGGGUGGGGGGGGUUAGCGAAUAAUUAGGACUUUUCCCUUUGCUUUUUUUGUACCAUAUCUUGUUUUUGUACAUUUGAAAAGAUUGUGAAUUAAAGGCCUAUUAAACCAC